Molecule: messenger RNA, 2190 nt
Organism: Branchiostoma floridae (Florida lancelet)
Lineage: Eukaryota; Metazoa; Chordata; Leptocardii; Amphioxiformes; Branchiostomatidae
Product: transcription factor A, mitochondrial-like
Exons: 7
Coding region: 86-931 (281 amino acids)
Source: RefSeq, a predicted model, not a curated record
AUAGAUGCGUCGGCGUCAACCUUAGUGUGCAAGGUACAUACGAAUCGUUGGGUGGCGCUGUUGCAACGUGUAAGUCAUUUGAACAAUGGCGGCCGCCACAAAACUGUCGCUCGGGGUACAGUACCUACUUUGGGGGACUAAAUGCUCCAUUUCUUUCGGCACCAGACCCACCACACCUCUGCUCCAGUCCUCGCGCUGGUUCGUACAGAGUUCCAGCAAGUUCCCCACCCCGCCCAAGAGGCCAGCCAACGCCUACAUCCGCUAUGUCAACCAGAAGAUGCCGACUGUCAGGUCACAGAACCCAGGAGCUGGUCCGAAGCAGAUUGUGCGCAUCUGUGCAUCGCUAUGGAAACAACUGUCAGAUACGGAGAAACAGCCAUACAUCAACGAUGCAGCCGCAGAGAGAGAGAAGUACAAGUCUGAAUACGAGGAUUUCAAGUCAGACUUCACCAUUGAGGAGUGGGGGGAGUACCAGGACAGCAGGAGGCAGAGAAGGCGACAACUUCAGAAUAGGAGGAGAAGGGAGGAACUCCAACAGCUGGGUAAACCCAAGCAGCCUGUCCACGGUUACGGCCUGUUUGUGAAGGAGAUGUUAUCUGGGAGCUCAGGAAACAUGGCGCAACAGAUGAAGGACAUGAAAGGCCAGUGGAUCAAUCUGCCUGAAACUGAGAAACAGAAGUACAUGUCUGAAGCCAACAAGGCCAAAGAGAAGUACGAGGCAGAAAUGCAGGCCUGGGAGAAGAAGAUGGUGGACCAGGGAAGGCCAGAGCUCGUCCGGGGCUACAAGCCGCCAAAAACUACAGACAAGAAGAAGAAACCGAAAAAGAAGACUAUAGCAACUAAAGCUGCCAAGAAGACAACUAAGAGGACAACAGUAAAAUUAGCAGGGAAGAAAAAGCCAGGGACUUUGUCUACUGCUAGGUGGCCAUAGUAACAGUGUUAAGGGUAUGAAGUAUUAAGAUACAUUUGUAUGUGUAACACAUAGUCAAGGAUAAUCAACUAAAAAGGUUUUCAGUAAGGGGAAGGGGCAUGGAACUAUUUUCUACUUGUAUGAAACAUGGGGCCAAAUCAUUACACCUUAACAGUUGUCUAUGUUGUUCUUAGUGCUAACUUAAUAGUUUUCAACAGUGGAUAGUAAAUAUAACACUGAGCUUUGUACAUCUGUAACGUUAUUCAUAAUAAACUGUGUAACCACUCAGGAUAGUCUAUACUAGAGAGAGAUACUAGAAAGAUACAUGUGCCUCUCUCAGAGAAUCUGCACGUAGUAUAGAUGAUUGACAUAUACAUAGACCUGUUUUCUCACAUUACUGGCACAGGCAGACUAGUCCACUGAUAUCAGAGACUUUGUCAAAGAAUAGACUUUGAAAAUGAAAGAGGUGAUCAUGCAGGCACAACCAUUUAGAUUUUCUACUUGUGUAUGAAAGGAUGUAUCAUGGACAGAAACCAUGGAUAGUAACACUAAACUGAUAGAAUGCCCAGGCACUCACUAAGCGUGAGACAUGCAAUUAAAGUAUGUCAAAAAGAAGAAAAAGACUAGUUGUGCUUAGAGUAAGCAAUGAAUAUUACAAUCAUUUUCAACAUUUGCUUCUCAUAUUUGGGCUGUUAGAUGCCACUGUUAUGGAAAUUGGAAGCUCCAAGAAUUAUAACUACAUGUAGUAAACUUGUACAUAAGAUACAUAAUUUGUCUGGAUCAGAUGUAGUGAAUAAGGAUUUGUUAUCGCAAAGAAGUCAUUUUCAUAUGCUUCUUGUUAACAUUAGCUGUGACAUAUAUAAACCAGCCGAGUGUACUAUGAUGACAUGGAUCUCUAGUAGACUAGUUGCCAUAUACCUGUAUGAAAAUGGCAUUUUGCCAUAUGCCUGUUAGUGUAUGUAUCUGGCAUUAAUCACAGAUGUUUAUACCAAAAGUAAGCUUUGCUUCUAGAUGUGCAAUGUUGAACCUGAGAUCCAGUCAAGUAGAGAUCUAGAGGGCUGAAGACGGAAGCUCAAAAGGCUGGAUCUCUGGCUGGUGAUCUUUUCCCUAUAUAAAAAAAGUUGUGUACACAGAUUUCUUUGCUCAGCUAAUGCAGCUUUGUACAAUGUAAACUGAAUGGACCUACAUUGUAAACCUUAAAUGUUUGUCGUUUUCUAAUACAUGUAGUUUUAAGCUUUAAAGCAGAUGCAUAAAAAACUCCAAUAAAACGGAUAACAUUG